AAGAUAUUCACACAUUAUUCAUUAUUAUUAUAAUUAUUCACAUUAUCCUUCUUUUGGAACACAUAACUGUGGUCAUAGUGAAGAUGCAGGCGUCAUCUGCUUAGGUAAAAUACCAGACAUAAGGUUGGUCGGUGGGUCUGAUUCAUGCUGUGGGAGAGUGGAGAUCCAGUAUAAUGGCCAGUUGGGAACCGUUUGUGAUGAUGACUGGGACAUGAAUGAUGCUGCUGUGGUGUGCAGACAGACACAGUGUGGAUCAGCCAUCAGUGCUCCUCAUGGAGCUGCCUUUGGUCAAGGCAAUGGAUCGAUCUGGCUGGAUGAUGUUGGAUGUUCAGGAAGUGAAAGAAACCUCACACAAUGUCCACACAGAGGACUAGGAACACAUAACUGUAAUCAUGGUGAAGAUGCUGGUGUUGUUUGUUCAGGUGAGCUGCAGAGACCGACUCUUUCCCUGACCUCCACACAUGCAGCUGUUUCUCCUGGAGAAAAUAUCCAGUUCAGUUGCACAACGCCUAAACCAAGAUGCAAGGCUAAUGCUGAAUUCCAGCUCUUCAGAAACGGAGCAUCUGUAUCCUCCCAGACACAUGAUUCUAGUGUGACUUUCAACCUUGUUAAUGUACACGUCUCUCAUCAGGGCAGCUACAGCUGUCGUUACUCCUACCAAAACAACAUCAAAUCACCUUUGAGCAACACUUUUAUCAUCACUGUGGUGAACUUGCAGCAGCCCAGUAUUUUCCUCAGUGAUCCUGAUGGAUUGUUUCACGUGGGGCCUCAGGGGCCAGUGAUCAUCAGGGGUCACAGUUUCACUAUCAUCUGUAACACUGACUCUCAGUUUCCUGGAGGAUCUUUUCACCUGUUCAGAGGAUCAAACAUCACCAGGACUGAGUCAGCUGUCAGUCACUCUGCCUCCUUCUUCUUUCCUGAAGCAGAUUAUUCACACGAGGGAAACUACAGUUGUGUUUAUGAAGUCAGUGUCUCAUCACGCUCCUUCCGUUCAUCUGCUUCUGAACUGCUGCUCAUCACUGUUAUAGUGAACUUGCAGCAGCCCAGUAUUUCCCUCAGUGAUCCUGAUGGAUGGUUUCACGUGGGGCCUCAGGGGCCAGUGAUCACCAGGGGUCACAGUUUCACUAUCAUCUGUAACACUGACUCUCAGUUUCCUGGAGGAUCUUUUCACCUGUUCAGAGGAUCAAACAUCAUCAGGACUGAGUCAGCUGUCAAUCACUCUGCCUCCUUCUUCUUUCCUGAGGCAGAUUUUUCCCACGAGGGAAACUACAGUUGUGUUUAUGAAGUCAGUGUCUCAUCACGGUCCUUCCGUUCAUCUGACUCUGAGCUGCUGCUCAUC
Carassius carassius (crucian carp) is the source of this 1339-nucleotide messenger RNA. RefSeq names its product immunoglobulin superfamily member 1-like. NCBI's taxonomy places the organism in Eukaryota, Metazoa, Chordata, Actinopteri, Cypriniformes, Cyprinidae. The transcript is spliced from 5 exons. Gene Ontology annotation, cellular component: membrane. The annotation marks the transcript as partial. The record is from RefSeq and is a predicted model, not a curated record.